AUGCCUCGUCAACGAUGGCUCUAUGUCGUCCUGAUGUGGCAUGAGAAACACCAGCGAGAGCUCACACUCACUCAUAUACACAGGUCCGCUGUAGGACGAGCACAGUCCCCGGCCAGCCGUGUCAGCGGUGCGCCAAGCUGGGCAUCUCAUGCGUCGUCGACAAAUCUCACAAACGAGUCACGAAGCGAAGGUACUUUCCUCAACAAGCUUGAGCAGCUUGAGCAGGAGCUGCGCAGCAUCAAGCAGGUCGUCAACCCCGCUGCCGGCGGCCAGACGACAUGGACGCCGCCCAGUCCCCGAGCGACGUACUCAGCGCUCCCUGAGCAGACGCCCGCGGCCGGCGCAGCAGCAACGGCAACUUCAUUGUCUGCUGGCGCAUCGAACGGCGUUGCCCCCGGGCUGAGACCACAGCCUCAAGUCCCGACGCCGCACUCGGAGCCGCCAGCUACGGCAAGCAGCCUUGGCCCCUCGCAGCACGGCUCCGAGAGACGGGCCAAGACGGGACCGACCGAAUCGCGCAUGCUCGGCAGCCUUGUUAUCUCGGGCGACGAUGUUGACUGGUACUUUUCAAAGUGCGCCUACCUCUGCCCCUAUACGACUCACCUCAUCGAGAGGGAAUCUAACGUAUAUGUAUGCGUGUGA
Purpureocillium lilacinum is the source of this 642-nucleotide messenger RNA. The record is from RefSeq and is a predicted model, not a curated record. Lineage: Eukaryota; Fungi; Ascomycota; Sordariomycetes; Hypocreales; Ophiocordycipitaceae.